This is a messenger RNA of Manduca sexta (tobacco hornworm), 3981 nucleotides long. Its product is annotated as putative protein TPRXL. The coding region runs from base 2738 to 3727 and encodes 329 amino acids. Lineage: Eukaryota; Metazoa; Arthropoda; Insecta; Lepidoptera; Sphingidae. The transcript has 2 exons. The record is from RefSeq and is a predicted model, not a curated record.
UCUGCUAACAUUGUGCCAAAAAUCAUCUAUUAAUAACGAAAUAUUAUGUAUAAAAAAUUCCAGUAUUAGUACGAAUAUGGCCUGUGAGCGAAUGUAUGUUUGACUGUAAGUGCGAUGUUGCCGCUGCAACCAAUUUCUCUUAGAAUAUUAGUAGUGGCAUUAAGGCCUCUAAAAUUAAAAUUACUUUUUAUUGAUAAGUAUUUUGUACGAAAUUUACAAUUCUUCAUUUUACAUCUGCGGUUGAGUAACUUAUUAUGUUAUUUUCAAGGAUUGUGAUUUCAAUUAGUAAGGCAAAGGCAAAAUGACCCCAUAUAAGUUUUAAGUCUAACAAGACGCUAAUAGCAUCUAAUAUUAAAAUCUAGUUAAGCCACAUUCAAAUAAGAUUAUCCGAAAUGACAACGCAACUCAACAAUUUCAACUCACUACAAGUAACUUUGAAACAUAAUUGGCGAAAUGCAUCUAUCGUUAAACUUUAUCCGAUUAACAAUCGAUUAUUCAUAAAUCGUGCGUGCUAGUGAUGUGAAAUUGAUUUCCUCCGAGCCAGCGGAGGUGGGAAUUAUCACGGGCUCUUAAUGCCUCGGAUCGUGGCCAUUAACCGAGAAUUAUGUAUGUUUUAUCGCCAGCUUAUAAUCAUCUGUCACUAUCGUUACAAUAUUUUCGUAUAAUUUCAUCUCGCUCCACCUCUUGCUAGUGUUGUGUCGAUAAUCGAUAAAUGACUUAGUAUAAUAAAUUAUUUUGAGUAAAUAAAAAUCUAGAAAAUAUUGGGGCACUUAUAUUUUUAAGUUAAUCGAAAGGAAGAGGGAAAUUGCGUACGUGGCAGGUAAUGGAAACUAAGGUAUAAUUCGAUAUAACUUACAAAUAUGUAAGAGAACAAACACGUUACUUUGUAUUACACUGCUCUCAGAUAUCAUUAAACCAAUGCAUUAAUGUAGAUAGUUUUUAAAAACGUCAUAAAUUCCCAUAUAUAAUAAGGAAAAAUACUAUCAAAUAUCCAAGUCUAUAUCAGUUUAGAAAACGUUUGUCUAACAAUGGCCACAGUAUUCUGAUAACAUAGACUAGUCUAAGAAUUCAACUCUAUCUAGUUAUCCACAAACACCGUUCCGGGUUCGACUAAACCUUGUUUCUGACACCCACGACACAUGCUAUCACUAUCAGAUUAGAACUGUCCGUGCUGAUUAAAUUCAAAUUGACAAAGUAAUCGAGUUGCCACAACUAAAUCACAUUGUUUUCGUUCUGUUUUGACGAAAUGGCCACGCGGCGGUGGCAUGUGUUUAUCGCCGUAUCGAAGAAGCUAUCCAUUCACCUUGUUUAUCUGUCCUUGCUAUGAUAUUGCUGUCUAUUUAUGUAGCGUUAUAUAAUUAUAUGGUUCGAAAUUCUUAUCCUUCAAAGUUAUUGCAAUAUAUAUGCUCAACUAGGUCUUUUCUUGUGAAAGUAUUGUAAACAGUAAUUUUUAUACCAUUAAUAUAUGUAUCAUUUAUCUUGAAAUACUCCAUAAUUGGAUACCAAAAAAUAAAAGCUUUGGCGCUCACUAUAAACUCGUAAAUAAUACGCGAUAGUUAACUGGCAUAAAUGGCAUAUUUACUUUAGAACAUACGCAUUCCCCGUAUAUCUAUUAAAUGCAUCUUAAAAAUGCAUAAAACUAUACAAUUAAAUUCACAUACAUCCAUCGUACUGACGUAAUUAAGGAGCCAUCUUGUUUCCAGAUUAUCGAUAACGCCCAUCGAUUGCUGUCCGUCACUAGCGACUCGAGGCUCGUUAUUUGUUGUUAUUAGUGUUGUUUUUUUUAACUUUUUUGUACGUUGGGAUGUUUUGAGGAACCGGUUAGGGUCCUAAUCUGAUCGACUCGCCACGAAGCGAUGCAAUUGUACGGGGAAAAAUGUGAUUGUUAACAUAGAGUUGGCGGUUUGACCCGAGUUUAUUUUUGCUUUGGUAAUUUCGGUGAUAUAUAACUAUAUUCGUUUGUAGUUUGAGCAAAUUAUAUGUUAACCUGCGUUGAACUUUGAUACAAUCAAAUUAUAGUACGGAAUAAAGUUUUAUAUGAGAUAUGUUCAAAUUUAUGAAGAUAUUUUAUCAUCACUGCCAAAGGUUUAGUGGUCGGGGAUGCUACUGAGCACUGUAAGAUCGCGGGAUCUUGUUCCGAAACGGUAGAAAUACAAUGAAAAUUACGUUUUUGUUUUAUCGAAGACAUAUUUUAUUAACAGAUACGAGCAUAUGUCGUAUAAUUAUGUAAAGGAACAUAACAUUGUUCAAAACGCCAAACGGAUACAACUUUCCACCUUUCAACAUUAUCGACAUAUCACUAAAAGUAUUUUUACAUUCCAAUAUAAUUUGGAAAGUUCAUUAUCUUAUCUAUAUUAAUCUUUGUUUUAAUAUAUUUUAUCUAUACGUAUAUAACGGAACGGAUACAUUAUGCAAGUAUAGUAGUUCGUCUAUCAAUAAUCGUAAACCGGUUAAUUAUAGUAUUUGGGCUGUUAUUUAUAAGGUACAUUUAUGUUGUAAAUUAAUACUUUUUUUUUAUUUGGUAAUGAUAAGGUCAGGUGCGCUUGCGCUGGUAUUCCGCCACGGUAUUAAAUCGUAAAAUAGUUAUAUCGCACCCACGGUGCAAUAAUGUCACUUAUGCAUUUUAUGUUAAAAUAAACUGAGUACGCAAAAAGUUGUCUAAAGUCCCUCUGCACUUGGAGCGUUAUUGUCACUUUUGUAGUACGUUUAGUUUCCGUGUGAGGGCAGAAGUGUCUUUAUGGUUUUGGCGCGAAUGCACGGGUCACCGGGAGAAAUAAUGUCUCAUUGGUCAGUUGCGUGCAGCGCCCCGCACGAGCAGGAGUCUCUUGGUGCUAUAACGACACUAAGAUCAACAAUGCUGCCACGUGGUAAAAAACUUGUGCUACUUGCACGAUCAAGUAGCAAUUUAAGUUAUAAUUCUAGAGAGCAAACAGCAUCAAAUGAUACCAUUCCGACCGCACCAGUAAGAACACUACCAGAAGAACAUUACACUGUUAUAAUUCAUCAAAGCAUUACGGAACAUGCACCAGCAACCAGCAGCAGUACUAUUCUGGAUGAGCCACUAGCACUACCUUCACUGCAAAAUGAGACUAUUAUAUCACGCCCAAACUCGCCGUCUAUUUUAGGUGACAAUGAUGUUAUCCAUGAACAGGAAAACCAGCUAAUGGUUAAUUUUUCCGGAACCGAUUCUAGUGACGAGUUUAGGCCUAGUCCUAAUAAGUCUUCAUCCGAUAGCUCCAGUAGUAGUUCCAGUAGUAGUUCCAGUAGCAGUUCCAGUAGUCAAUCGUCCGAUGAUAGUAGUUCUGAUAACAACGAUGUUGAAAAUGAGACCAGCCAUCCACCAAACCUAGCACCUAAACCGAAAGGAAGGAAACGAAUUCGUAAUCCAACAACCUGGAAAAAGAACAUCGCGAAACGAUUAAAAAAUUCUGGCCAAGGCUAUACUUCAAUAAAAACUAAAAAAGAAAAUUCUGCUAAGAAAAUGGGUCCCGUAUGCUCAAUAAAAUGUCGGCUGUCAUGUUCAUCGAAAUUUAAUGAAGAAAAGAGAAAUGAAAUUUUUCAGUCUUAUUGGCAGUUGGGAAGUUUAGAGAGACAGCGAGAUUUUUUAAAUAAUUGUACGAGACCACUGAAAUGUGCAUACCGUCGCAUAAAGACAAAUAAUAGGAAAUACGAGAGGAAAGAAAAUACUGCAUUUUACUUACUUAAUGAAAACAAAGAUAUAGCAUAACACAAAGGAUUAUAAGAACCGUUAUUGAUGGCAAAGCACGCACCGAUGGUUUUAUUCCAACAGAUUUACGUGGAAAACAUGGAAACCAAUGCACAUUAGAUCCAGACGUAAUACAAGCUGUAAAAGAUCAUAUAGAAUCAAUUCCAAAAGUAGAAAGCCACUAUCUCAGGGCUAGUACGAGUAGAAUGUUUAUUGAUGGUGGCUUAUCAGUUGCAGAGUUGCAUAGAAACUAUAUAAAUAUUCAAAAUGUACAG